Molecule: messenger RNA, 1638 nt
Organism: Syzygium oleosum
Lineage: Eukaryota; Viridiplantae; Streptophyta; Magnoliopsida; Myrtales; Myrtaceae
Product: cationic amino acid transporter 5-like
Exons: 2
Coding region: 88-1395 (435 amino acids)
Biological process (GO): transmembrane transport; amino acid transport
Cellular component (GO): plasma membrane
Molecular function (GO): L-glutamate transmembrane transporter activity; L-lysine transmembrane transporter activity
Source: RefSeq, a predicted model, not a curated record
AAUAUCACGUGUCCAUCGGGUAAUGGCGAAUAGAGCUUCCAACUAGUAUUUCAAACUUCCAUCUCAGUUUCUCUAUUCAGUGAAACCAUGAAUAGUUUCAAUGAAGAAUCAACAAAUGAUCAGGUUGGACAGAGAAGUUACUGGAGAUGGAGCAAGCAAGAUUUCUUUCCAGAAGAAUCCUUCAAAAAUUGGGGAACCUAUAGAUCUGCCUUGUCGCAAAUUUGUUUCCGGCUGAAGGAUAGGAUCAAAGGCAGGUCGGACGAUGUUGUCGAGCUCGAGGUGCUCAGGAAACGGAGCGAGAACGACAUGAAACGUUGCCUAAACUGGUGGGAUCUCACCUGGGUUGGAUUGGGAGGUCACAUCGGAGCAGGCAUUUUUGUGCUCACUGGCCAAGAAGCUCAUAAACAUGCCGGACCAGCCAUUGUCCUGUCGUAUGUCGUAGCGGGUGCAUCUGCAAUGCUUUCAGUCUUCUGCUACACGGAAUUUGCGGUAGAAAUCCCCGUGGCAGGUGGAUCUUUUGCUUACUUGAGGGUAGAACUAGGUGAUUUCGUUGCAUUCAUAGCAGCAGGGAACAUACUCCUGGAAACCGUUGUUGGGACUGCAGCAGUUGCCAGGGCUUGGACUUCCUACUUCACAAACUUACUGAACCGUCCCUCCAACUCGUUGCGCAUUCAUACGAGUCUUCAAAACGGUUACAAUCUCCUGGACCCGAUCGCCGUUGCUGUUCUGUUUAUUACUGCCACAAUUGCAAUGAUCAGCACAAGGCAUGCUUCGCGCAUCAAUUGGAUAGCAUCUGUGAUCAACACCGUGGCAAUUCUUUUCAUCAUAAUUGCAGGAUUCAUUCAUGCAGACACUUCUAAUUUAACACCUUUUAUGCCUUACGGGCCUAAAGGGAUCUUCCAAGCAGCGGCUGUUGUAUAUUUUGGGUAUACUGGAUUCGAUACUAUAUCUAACAUGGCUGAGGAAACAAAGAACCCCUCGAAAGAUAUACCGAUAGGACUGCUCGUAUCUAUGUCGAUCAUCACGGUGACAUACUGCUUGAUGGCUCUUGCGCUUAGCAUGAUGCAGAAAUACACUGAAUUAGACGAAAAUGCAGCCUACUCUGUGGCUUUUCAAAGCGUGGGAAUGAGGUGGGCGAAGUAUCUGGUAGAUCUUGGAGCUCUGAAGGGCAUGACAACCGUUCUUAUUAUUGGGGCCCUUGGCCAAGCACGUUACACCACUCAUAUUGCGCGAGCCCACAUGAUCCCGCUGUGGUUUGCCCUUGUCCACCCCAAAACUAGAACUCCCAUCAACGCAACUCUUCUGAUUACCAUUUCAAGUGCUCUCAUCGCUUUCUUCUCAGGCCUGGACAUACUUGCAAGCUUGUUAUCUGAACUUCAGCUUACUGGGGAUUGAACCCAAAUGGCUGGAUUGGGUAUUGCGUAACUGUACCACUUUGGUUCUUGGGCACUUUAGGGAUUUGCAAGUUCUUGCCACAGCAGAGAACGCCAAAAGCUUGGGGAGUUCCGCUCGUUCCAUGGCUUCCAUCAUUGUCUAUAGCAACAAAUGUGUUUCUAAUGAGUUCAUCGGGUUCUGCAGCUUUCCUACGAUUUGUAAUAUGCACCAUAGUAAUGCUCAUUUACUAUCUUCUCUUUGGGC